GAUGUAAGCAGAUCAGUGCCAAUCACAUCACCUAUACCGUAUAUUCAUUUCGUUCAAGAGUAUAUACACUGCAUUCAUUUGUUCCGAUAGUAGUAGAGGAGACGCCAGAAGAGAAUCAUGGCUCAUUUAGGAAUAUUCAGUUGUUUAUUCUUUGCGGUGUUGUGUCAUUUAGCUAAUGGACAGUUUCCGCCGAGGCUCCAAAUCCCAGGUGCUGUGUUGCUAGGACAACCACAGAAACAAUCAACGAUCAGGCAGAGGUUGCAGCAGUUGGAUGGUCCUCAACCUAGGUUCAGAGGUCGUCCUCUUCCAUCGAACGCUCUUCCGGUUCCGGUCCGCGAACAAGUGAGGCCCGUAGUCGAGGAACCCGAAGAGGAUGAUCAGCAAGCGCGUCAAUCCCACUUCGACGAUGAAGUCGCCAAGUUGGGAAUCACCGCCCUCCACACCGCCGUCCAACAAGUCGACGAAGAACCCAUCAGAAGCCCGCAGGGACGACAGUACAACUUAUACAAGGAACGUCCGGUUCCGGUUUUGAGGCAAGACAUCCGCGAAUCGCCAGUGUCCAGGCCAGCUCCCGUCCAACCUAAACCACUUCCGAUUCUCAGGCAGGAAGCCCCAAGGCCCGUCAUCAGGCAGGAACUGAAGCAGGAAUCUCUGUACACUCGUCCAGCACCUCAAAGGCAAGAGUACGAAGCUCCAGUUCAGCACGUCAGGAGGCCAGCACACCAGGUGGUUCGUCCACAACAAGCUCAACCGGUGCGUCAGGCUCCAGCUCAACGUCCAGCUUCCCGUCCAGCUCCACAAUACUUGGAUGAUGAUGAACAGCCACGUAACCGUAAACCAGUCGUUCAAAUCUUGAGGAAGUACCGUACGGACAAUGCCGACGGCAGCAUCACCUGGGGCUACGAAAAUGAAGACGGUUCCUUCAAGGAGGAAACCAUUGGCGUCGACUGCAUAACCCGCGGCAAAUACGGCUACGUCGAUCCCGAUGGCGUCAAGAGGGAGUACACCUACGAAACCGGCGGCACCUGCGAAGAACCAGAACCUGAGUUGGACGAUCUUCCACUUCAGCAGCAGGCCAUCCCCAAAGGUGGCAAGAAGCCAUACAGGAUACCAGCUCAAUUCAACUAACUCCUAGUUCUUAAUCAGCAAACAAUUAUUUAAUUUCACGGAGGCGAAGGAGAGAAAGCGCAUUUUGUAUAAAGUUUUAUUUGUUAAAUAAAGUUUUCAUUUUU
This is a messenger RNA of Nicrophorus vespilloides, 1232 nucleotides long. RefSeq names its product activating signal cointegrator 1 complex subunit 2 homolog. Gene Ontology annotation, cellular component: chitin-based extracellular matrix. Gene Ontology annotation, molecular function: structural constituent of chitin-based larval cuticle. The record is from RefSeq and is a predicted model, not a curated record. Lineage: Eukaryota; Metazoa; Arthropoda; Insecta; Coleoptera; Silphidae. Bases 118 to 1128 code for a protein of 336 amino acids. The transcript has 5 exons.